Messenger RNA from Ruditapes philippinarum (Manila clam), 4881 nucleotides. RefSeq names its product diacylglycerol kinase theta-like. Gene Ontology annotation, biological process: intracellular signal transduction; lipid phosphorylation; diacylglycerol metabolic process. The record is from RefSeq and is a predicted model, not a curated record. Gene Ontology annotation, molecular function: ATP-dependent diacylglycerol kinase activity; nucleic acid binding. The coding region runs from base 193 to 3126 and encodes 977 amino acids. The transcript is spliced from 23 exons. NCBI's taxonomy places the organism in Eukaryota, Metazoa, Mollusca, Bivalvia, Venerida, Veneridae.
AUCACGAGAUGCUCAUUUCCGUAUUGGAACAAGUUAACAGUAGCGAAUGAGUGACUUCCUACAACCAUGCAAUGAAUCGGAUAAAAAUGAAUAUGGAAAAUGACUUAAGUUUAAGACAUCUUCAACAUAUACUAAACUUCUUUUUCGAUAUAGUCUAGCAGCCAAAUUUGGCGCAAGAAGACAGGUGUCUCCAUGAAAUGCCGCAGUGAGUACGCGACCUCGGAAUCGGGAUCCAAGAUGGCGGUGUGUGGAGAGGAGGCUAUGGACAGAAGUACUAGCUCGGCAGGCACAUACCCGGACUUUGAUGACCGAGGCCACGGGCAUUUUUUCGUGAAAAAGACUUUUCACAAGCCAACAUACUGUCAUCAUUGCACAGAUAUGCUGUGGGGACUUAUAGGACAAGGACUUGUGUGUGAAGUGUGUAACUUUGUAGUACAUGAGAAAUGUUUGAGAACUGUUGUAUCUGCCUGCUCUAGCAUAGCGGCUACCCUCAUCAAGAACCCUGUGGCACACUGCUGGUCAGAACCAGCCCAAUUUAAGCGGAAAUUCUGCAAUGUUUGUCGUAAGAGGCUUGAAGAUUCACUAGCUGUUAGAUGUGAAAUCUGUGAAUAUUAUGCACAUUUGGACUGCCAUGAUUUUGUUGUCAGUGACUGCAAAGAAUGUGCCACAUACUCCCCUACUAUCACAAGGGAGUCUGUUAUACAUUAUCACCAUUGGCGAGAAGGUAACCUUCCGGCCAAUUCUAAAUGUUUGGCGUGCAAGAAAACAUGUUGGUCAUCGGAGUGUCUCGCUGGUAUGAGAUGUGAAUGGUGUGGAUUAACGGCCCAUGCGAAUUGUUACCGACUUCUUCCAGCCGAGUGCAACUUUGGUAGUUUACGAGAAAUAAUGUUACCUUCUAGUUGUCUGUCAAUGCCACGAAUGGACCUCAGUGUAGAAACCAUGAUGGGAAUGAGUAAAAAAACAACACGAACAAUCUCAGAAGACUGGUCAAGUAGCGGAGACUCGAGAAACGAUGAAGAGGAUAGAGAGCAUCGAUCUCCGCGUGAUAAAGAUGGCAAAGAAAAAGAUAAAGAUACUGAAUGUUUUCAUCCCACCUGUAAAAGAAUUCAAUUCUCCAAUUCAAUUGGGGAGGUUAUUCGUGUGUUUGAUGGCAAUGCUUCCAUGAAGAGGCGUUUAUACAGAACAAUUUCUGUUCCUAAAAAUGCCCCAGCCCAGGCAAUACUGGAGGCAGCUUUGAAAACAUUCCACAUAUCUGACGAUCCUAAAAAUUACUAUGUUGCCGAGGCAUCAGAGUUUGCUAUGUUUGUAGGUGAAAAACAGCUGGACGAAACUAAACCAAUUCGUUCACAGCUCACAACUCCAGACGGCAAACGUCCAUCGAUUUUUCUGCGAUAUAAAGAACAAGACCCUGAUAGGGGCCAUAUAAAGGUCUACCCUGGUGGUCUAAAAGUAUCAUCUGGUCAUAAGAAUAUUACAGUGUCUAGUGAAUCCACUACAGAAGACAUUAUUAGAACAGCUCUCAACAAAUUUGGUAUAGAGGACACAGAACCGGCACGGUUCAGUUUAAUAGAAGUUUUAUUAGAUAAGGGUGUCUCAGAACGGACUCUGGAUCAUUCUGAUAAACCCUGGGAACUCAUCAAAACUAGUAGGAAGGAGUCUUUACGGCAAAAUCAAAUGACUCGGUACUACCUUCAGCAAAAAGAAGAUCCUCAUGGCCCCAGUAUAUCAUUAUUUGUAGGAAAUUUACCCACUGGCUUGUCACAACGACAGUAUGAGAAAAUAUUGUUGGACAUUGUUGGCAAAGCCAACAAGUGGGUGCGUUUUGAUGUGAUAUACUAUGAGUAUGGUGCUCUUGUGUUAGAUUUUUCCCAGGCUGACAAGGCAACUCGUGUAUUCAACAUUCUCAAAGACGCUGUAUUCGACGAGAAACAGCUUUUAGUGCUUUUAUUACCUAAUAUUCAGCCACACAUGAUACCAGAUAACACGAACCCACUUUUAGUGUUUGUUAAUGUAAAGAGUGGUGGAUGUCAAGGCUUAAAUCUGAUCACAUCCUUCAGAAAACUUCUCAAUCCUCAUCAAGUCUUCAAUCUUGAAAAUGGUGGCCCUCUUCCAGGUUUAUAUGUGUUCCGAAAUGUUCCCUUCUACAAGAUACUAGCCUGUGGUGGGGACGGUACAGUUGGCUGGGUACUAUCGUGUCUCGAUAAUGUUGGACAGGAUGCCAUAUGUCAAUCACCACCUCUUUCUAUACUUCCUUUAGGCACUGGUAAUGACUUAGCACGAGUGUUACGCUGGGGACCAGGGUAUACGGGUGGUGAAGAUCCUCUUAAUUAUUUGAGAGAUGUUAUAGAUGCAGAAGAUAUCAAACUUGACAGAUGGACCGUGAUAUUUCAUCCUAAUGAGAAAGAACAAGAUGAGACGAAGGUGGCCAUAGCAAAUGAUACAAACUCUGCAAACACAAAUGAGGACACCACCACCAUCUUUGUCAUGAAUAAUUACUUUGGUAUAGGUAUUGAUGCAGACAUAUCACUUGAUUUCCAUCAAGCCCGAGAAGAAAAACCAGAUAAAUUUAAUAGUCGUUUACAUAAUAAGAAAGUAUAUGUGCAAAUGAGUUUACGAAAGAUGGUGAAGCCACACACUUGUAAAGAUCUUCACCGCUGUAUACGUCUUGAAGUGGACGGGAAAUUAGUUGAUCUACCUCCAUGCGAGGGAAUUAUAAUUCUUAAUAUUUUAAGUUGGGGCUCAGGGGCUAACCCUUGGGGCCCUGAGAAAGAGGACCAAUUUCAGAAACCCACACACUAUGAUGGCAACCUCGAGGUGGUGGGCAUAACGGGAGUUGUGCACAUGGCACAGAUACAUAGUGGCCUACGAACGGGUAUCAGGGUUGCUCAGGGUGGUCAUUUACGGAUCACGUUACUUCAAGAUUUACCCGUACAAGUUGAUGGCGAGCCGUGGACACAGCCUGCAGGUCAAGUUGUAGUUCUACGCUCAGCUUUAAAGGCAACAAUGUUAAAGAAAAGCAAGAAUAAGAUCCGAAGACGCAAUACAGAGCCCAGUAUAUUUUUCCCAGAAAAUGAUGGCUUAAAAGCACAGUCUCCCAGUGAUGAAAAUAGUACUGGCCCUCUUUAACAUAAUCUGAUCUUUUAUUGAUUUUAUAUGUGUUAAACAGUAUACACAUGUAAAUAUUGGUUUUUCUGAACUUGUGAUGACAGAUUGGAACAGCAUAUGUGUUAAGUGUGAUUAAGCUGUGUACAGCAUAUGUGUAAUUGCUAUCAUUCAGCAUAUAGUGAAUAUGUGUGUAUGUGUGUCAUUUUUUAUAUUACAGAAACAAACAAAACUAUGGACAAAGUUUAUAUACUUUGCUCCGAGUUCAUCUACAGUAGAAAUAUUGAAAUGUUGAAAAUAUUUAUCGACUAUGUCUUUGAAUUGUGAAGUUAGUUUUUAGACAAUACAUUACAAGAAUUUACAAUAGAUGAAAUGUAUCAGAAAUCCACUCAGUGGAUGAUUGUAUAUGUAAAUGCAAAAAGUAUGAAUGGCUUUAUUUAAGAAAAAGAAAAAAUAUUGUGCAAUAGUGUCUCCAAAAUCCAAUUUGCUUAGUUAUUACAUAUACAUUUCCAGUUCAUUGUUUUAUUUUCUAUUUUAUUUUGUUUUUAAGGACUCGAUGUAAGUGGAAAUAUUUUUUUGAUACAAAAUCUUAUAUCUUGAUUUAUCUGAAAUCCUGGCAAUGUGUGACAGAAGAAAUUUGACAUUCUUUUACUUAAUUGAAUAUAUCCCAUAGCCCUGGUAAACAGUAGAUAUUAACUCUAUAUUGAACUUUAGUGUAGAAGUAAGUCAUACAUAUAGUAUAUUUAAACCAAACUAGUCUUUAAAUUUGUGAAAGUUCAUUCUGGUCUGUAUAUUCUCAUUCUCAUAGCUGCUUAUUUUCAGUGAAAUGUAACUUGAAACCCCUAGAAUUUACAACAGACUGUUCCAAACUUGUAAGUGAACCAUUCCAGUACAGAAACUGGGGAGUGGGGGGGGUGCUGAUUGAAAUAUGAAUUUAGGGUUUUAGUUAUCUUUAGCCCUUAGCCUGCAGGGAACGACGGAAAGUGAUUAGUCUUUGCCACCAGUAAGGGGUUCUGGCUCUAUACUGUUGGUAGCUCGAUUUUUGUAUUUUGAUAUUGAAAACCCUAAAACUUAAAACGGAUUGUUUUAAAUUACAAAGCAGGCAAAAAAAUCCAAUAAACAAAAUCAAAAGGUUCUAUCUAUAUUUUCUGUCGAACCCCGCUCAAGGACGUAGACAGUUGGCACUUCAAGUCAAAAAGAUAAGUAAUUAAGUCAAAUAAAACUAGACAUAUAUAAGAUAUAUACAUUUAAACAUAAAGAGUUAAUUGUUCAGAAGGAUUUAAUAUGUUCCAAGAUAUAAGAAAAAUACUGGCAAAUGAUUUAAUAUUCACUUUAAGUGAAGAGUGUAAGUUAACAUUAGAAGAACUGUGUAAACAUGGGAUUUAAAAUCAUUCAGGUUGUAUUCUUGAUCAUGCAUAGAUUCUUGUCUGUUAAGAUUCUUGUCUGUUAAUGAAUACAAGGGGUUGAUUUCUAGGUAGCUGCAUCUUUGAAGUGCAAGAAAAAUGAAUAUGAUCCCAUUAGUUUUCAAGGUAGAACAACAUCAGAAAACAACCGAUCCUCAAUUUGACAAGGUGAUCCAAAGACAUCCUAUAUAAAAAAAAUGAGACCUGAUUAUUGUUAAAUUUUAAUCCUGCAAUUUCCCAGUAUUAGGUAAAGCAUUGCAAAAAAAUCCUGUUGUUUAUGUUCCUGUAAUAAUAGGGAAAGAAAGUUUGAUUUAUUAAGGAGAUUGGGCAGAUUGUGAUAGCUUGUUUAAGAGAUGUUUGCGUGAUCAUAUUUUUU